AAACAGAGCUCGAACAACUGCCAUUGCACAAUGCUCCUCGACGAGAUAACUCUUGACGAUAUCGACUUGGGCUCCGUCACCAGGAGCUUCUGUGCCCUCAAGAGCGACUCCCAAUAUCUUUCGUCCUGCAAUCCUCUGCUCUCCAGUUUGGACUCACAUCCAGGCGACUCUGAUAUUCUGGAGAAAGAGCUCGAGCAGCUAUUGUCCAUUCCUGUUGAGGUCUACAAGUUGAAGUCUGUGGGUGAUUCGAUAGAUGCUGAUAGAGUUGAUAUCUACCUUGCCGAUUGUCAGGAUUUCACCACCUUCAAGCAAAUUUUGGUUUCAAACUACGAUUUUUACAAGAAAGUUCAGCACCAGUCUCUCGAAAAUUAUGAUUUAUUCAAAUCUUUCAAAAAUUUAUACUUGACGUUUUUUUACUGGAUAGUGUUGUCAGAGCCUCAAAAGCAGUCAUUGAAGGAUUGGUUCAACGACAACCAAUACACUAUAUCCAAGUGGAUCAUGUAUAAGUACAAUAAUAAUAACAAUAACAGUAACCACGCUUCAAACUCUAAUAAUGACGAUGAUUAUUUUGAAAAUUUCAAAUUAGAGGUUCUAGAAGACAAGAAUAUUCCCUGUCAAACUUCUCCUGGAGAUUUCGAUCUUGGUCUAUUGAAGUCUUAUUUCGAAUAUUUCAACACCGACAGAUUUAAAUUCAAUCUCCAUUAUCUAUCUCAUAAGCUUCAAAAUUUCAUCUUUGAAACCUGCCCAAUUAAAUUUGAUCACUACUACGACAAAAGAUUUCACGGUUACUAUUUGUUCCAAUCUACUUCUCCCUUGGAGGUUGUAACAAAAAUAAAAAGCAAACUAUUAAAUUCAAAAAAGAUCUCAAAGGAGUUCAUUAAUUUAAGAAAUUUAUGGUUUGCCAUAUACUGGUUAACUUUAAAUCGAAAACAAAAAAAGAUCUUGAAAAACUGGUUCAAACUAAAUGAUUUGAAAAUCGUCAAGUAUUUGUAUAAUAGCUAUGAAUAUGAAGAUAUCUUUACUGAUUCAGAUUUGCCCUUCAAUUUGAAAUUUGAAAUUUUAAAAAACUGGUUGGAUUAUUUUAACACUCAAAGAUUUAAAUUUGAUGUCUUGUACCUUAAAAAUGUUUGCAAAAUUGAAUUUUCAAAAUCUGAAUUAAAUGAUCCUAAUACUGCUACUACUUCUACUACUAAUAUUAAUAAUAAUAAUAAUAGUAAUAAUAACAAUGUUGAUAUUUUUGAUAGUAAAAUGGAUGACGAAAACUAUUCUGCUGAUAUCGAAUCCACAUUUGUUAACUCAAUGCCUUCCAGUCCGCUUAAUCUAAUUACUCAAGAAAUCCCAGAAACUUUUUAAAACAUAAUAAUCAUUUCCCUUCAAUUCUUUUAUGACUGCACAAUCAUUAAUUAUUUCUUUCAUUCUGUUUUUGUUUGUGUAAACAUCACAUCUUUACUAUAUAUUACACAUGACAUCAAACCAUUCAUUGAUAUUCUUUUUCUUUUAUGUUUUAAUCAAACACUUUACAUUUAUUUUAUUUUAUUUUAUUUUUUAAACCAUAAAUGCAUUUACCAUACUUUUAUGAACUAUUAAUUAAC
This is a messenger RNA of Ascoidea rubescens DSM 1968, 1592 nucleotides long. RefSeq lists its product as uncharacterized. The coding region runs from base 31 to 1353 and encodes 440 amino acids. The transcript has a single exon. Lineage: Eukaryota; Fungi; Ascomycota; Saccharomycetes; Ascoideales; Ascoideaceae. The record is from RefSeq and is a predicted model, not a curated record.